Messenger RNA from Cladocopium goreaui, 4313 nucleotides. NCBI's taxonomy places the organism in Eukaryota, Dinophyceae, Suessiales, Symbiodiniaceae. The record is from the annotation of a GenBank genome assembly.
UUUCACGCCAUGUGUAGUAGGCAUCUCCCGCAAUGAGUCGAGGGGAUGAGGUGCACAUGCGCUCAUGACAACGUGGGAUGAACGGUCUGAAUGGUGACCGUUUUGUGACGGGAACGCUCACUCGUCCGUUUAGCAGGCAGCCGCAGAGCUUAGUGCCAUCACCAGACCGAAGUGAGUCCGAGAGUGGCUCCUUGAAUCGCCGGCUGUUAGCAGCUGCUGAAACUGGUGAUGCUGACUAUGCUUGGCGGCACAAGCAGGCCGAGAUCCGUGAGUUGCAAGCGGCCAACCGCUCCUUACUGCGACGGGUCUAUUCGGAUGCGCCUGAGGUUCAAAAGACUCCACCACGGAGAGCUGAGGGAUUGCAGAACUCCAGCAAUUGCGAGGAGGCAGCAGCCACUGGUACCACAGCUGUUCCUGAUAGCCAGGUCCGCACUCCCUUGGAUCUCUCGCACGAAGCCGUCUGCGACGAGCAGGCCAGUUGUGUUACGCCUAGCGCAGAUGGCAGUGCUCUGCAGGGGGCUAUUACGCCGAACGGCAACACGACGAUCCAGGUCAAACCCAGCCCAGUGGGAAGUCGCAUCGUGGAGAGGUCCAGCGUUUUGGAUCAGGCCAACAGCCUGGAGAUCCGCCGCUUGACAAGCUGCGUGGCCAAGUUGGAGGGGCAUUUGAAUGCGCAGGAGGAAGUGCUGGCUGCUGAACGAGCACGGCACAAAGAGGAUAUCCAACAUCUUCAGUCCGAGGCCCUUGAGGAGAAGAAACGCAUGCGGCGAGAGAGUGCCAAGAAAGUUGCUGAACUUCAGGCGCGAGGAGAAGAACUGACUGAGGAGGUCCAGCAAGCAAACAACAAGGCCAAAGAAGCGGAACGAAACAUGCACAGCAGGAUUAGCUCAAUGCGACAAUCCUCGCAGCGAUUGAAGAAUCAGCUUCAGGCCGAGCAGAAGCAUUCCGCAGAAAUUGAGGAAAACUCUGCGCAACGUGAAGCGCUGGAACAAUCUGUGGCAGAGCUCGAAGAAGAACUCCAUGGUCAAGAGGUCGCCUAUGCGGAGCUUCACGAGGAGUUCGCGCAGCAACAGCUCAUCGCCAGCGAGGAGCGGGAGGCCUUGUUGAAAGAGUUGGCAGAUCUCAGCGCCGAUGCCUCCCAGGUGCGGCAGCAGUGUAACGAGCUGAACCAUCACAAGGAGGCCAGGGUUGUGCCCUCCGUGUGCAAUCCAACAGCAAUCCCUUCCAAUUUGAUGCUGGAGAGGAGCAUGAAACUCUACUGGCGCGAUGGCAGAGUCAUGCCUCAAAUCAGGAGGAAUCCCUCCAGACUCAGAGGUCUGGGGCCUCAGCAUUGGGAGGUUUGUUUCCUGCGUCUUUUGAAGGAAGAGCUGAUAGAGGCACAGAAGACAGCAACCACCUCUUCGGAUCGUCAUCAGGCAUUGCUUGAAGAGAUUCGAGAUGAGCGACAGGCAGCGGCCCUACAACUUGAAGAACUGAUGCAGGAGGCCCGUGCUAAGCAGCGGAUUCUCCAAGAUUUGCUUAGCGAAGGUGUGGUCAGCACUGAGGAGGUGAAGAAAAUUGUUGCGGGGGAAGGUGAAUCGUUGCAGAGUUGGGCUGCAGGCUUUCUGAGACUCACUUUGGGUGGCGAGUGCCUACAUCCGAACUCCUUGCUUGGAGACGUGCUGAAUGACGGAGAUUCUGUGUUGGCCAUUGCACGUCCAGCUUCCCUGGUUUCAGGUCGACACCAUCAAGGCUUCGCCUUGUUCUUGAGCAAUGGCGCUUGUGUCUCCUGGGGCGAGUCUUCCAGUGCGAGUGACGCACAGAUCGCUCAUCUCCUCAAAAAUGUUGAUCAGAUUCAGACAACAACUCGCGCAUUUGCGGCAGUUCUUGAAGAUGGAAAGGCGGGACGAGUAGGCAAUAGCAGCAGAGUGCAGGAGCGUCUGCAGCACGUGCAGCAGAUUCAAUCAAAUCAUGAUGCCUUCGCUGCUUUGCUUGCUGAUGGUGGUGUUGUGACAUGGGGCAGCGCCAGACAUGGAGGAUUGCCUAAUGUGGGAGCCUCAGUCGUCAUGCAAGAGUUUCCAGCAGUGUUCAACUUGUCCCAGCGCUGGGCUGGGCAGACACUUUGUGACGGAAUCAGAGCUGAAGAUCGUGCAAACUGGCUGGUAGAGCAUCAGCAGAUGACCAUGGAGGCUGCCCAGCAGAAAGUCAUGCAGGAAUUUCCAAAGCUCUUUAUUUGUGAGGACAGUGAAAUAGGCACCGAUAUAAUUCGUGGAAAGCUGCUGACUUCCAUCAGUCCUUAUCCAGUCUCAGGUAGCACUAAUAGCACCUUGACCGGGACUAUCGAACCGAAUCCACCCAGAUGGCCAGAAACCGUAAAGGUACUUUCUCAGGGCGCUGACUAUGCGGUGGUGGACCAGAUCUAUGAGGAGAUGAAGUCAUUGGACAAAGGUCAGUUUUCCAAGAGUCGCUAUGCCAUCCUUUUCGAACCGUCGGCGACACCUCACGAGGUGGAUGUCCGCGUGGGAUACUACACUUCUGUCUAUGGUUUGGGGCGUCAUCCCAGUGAUACCAAGGUGCGCAGCCUCACAUCAACCAAUGAAUCACCACAUCCAGAGCUGGGCUCGUUGCAAAACUUUUGGCGCUCAGCAGAGAAUUUACACACAGGUGGCCAUCCCACCUAUUCUCUGGACGGUGAAGGAGGAAUGCUUUGGGCCGUGUCACAGGCAGCACCUUUGCGACGAGCGGUGGUGGACCAUAACCUCUUCCUGUGGUAUCUGCGCUUGCCGCCAGCAGGUGUUAGUUCCAAAGACGCCAGGUAUCCAAAGCAGGGCGUAGCUUUGGACUACGAUGGCUGGGUACAAUUGGGCUACACUGACCCAAUUGGUGAUUUCGCAAGUGGUGGCUACAUGGCUAAUGUGCAGGUGAACGGCUGCGUGAACUUGGGCUCGCAGCAACAAUUCUUUGCCAGGAACUGCGUUGCUAAAGCCUGGCAGAAAGGCGCCUGGAACUUCGUCUUUGUCGGCUGCCCUGGCGCACCUCACUCUGAGCCAGGCCACGCUGUCGCGCCAGUGUACAGCAACGUGGCUACCACGAAGGUGGUUGCAGAGAAGCCCUUCAUCGUGAAAAGGCCGGAUGGACGGUACAGCUUGGCCAUUCCCGCUGUAGCAGAUGCCCGCUGCGGAGUGGACUUCUCUUUGACAGAGGAGGAGCUCAGGGACUUCAGCCGAGUCUUUGUGGCGCAGCCAAGGCACACAGCCGCUGAAAUCAACGGAAAGCUUGCAGAGGGCAAGGAUAUUGUGUUUUGCCCUGGCAUCUACCAACUCUCGGAAACUUUGAGGGUGAAACAUUGUGGACAGGUGCUUUUGGGCCUUGGUUUCGCGACUCUGGUGGCACCAGAGACUGACAUGCCGUGUGUUCAGGUGGCUGAUGAGGCCGCAGGCAUUCGAAUCUCUGGGCUGAUGUUUGAGGCUUUCUACCGCCCGCUUGGAAACAAGACCUUGGGCGAUUUGUCCCCAGGGCCAGAGGCAUUGUUGCGCAUGGGCACUGGACAGAUCACACGUGAUGCAUCAGUCGCAUCCUCCUGGAACUUCAUUCACGACUGCUUUGGCCGAGUGGGUGGACAGGAGGCGCCCCUCACUGCCCGGGAUGAGCUUGAUGGGUCUAGGCCCUCGAGCCGUCCUCAAAGUCAGGAGCCGCUCUUCACGUCUGAGGCACGCUGCAGAAGUAUGGUGCAAAUUCACCAGCCUUGCGUUGUUGGCGACAACUUGUGGCUAUGGCGAGCUGAUCACUGGCUAUCAGAUCAAUAUUUGGUAUACAAUCACGAGAAUUUCUGCAGCAGUGGCCUUCACGUAGCCAGACCGGCCCACCAUGUCACAAUGUAUGGCCUUUUCGUUGAGCACACCUUGUCUGACAUGACUCUUUGGCAAGGAGAAGACGGAGUGACCUACUUCUACCAAUCAGAGUUGCCUUACGAUGCAAUGGAUGAGGCUGCAGGGCAGACUUCCAGGGUCGCCCCCUUCAAGGCCUGUGGUUAUCUUGUGGAUCAAGCUGUGCAAAGGCACGAGGCCGUUGGUGUUGGUGUGUAUGCCUACUUUCGUGAUCAUGAUGUGACUGUACCAGCAGCAAUCAAAGUGCCUGAUCACGACGGAGUGAGAAUCCAGAAUGCCUUGACCAAGUACUUGAAUGGAGGCCCCAAGACCUUCGUCAAGGGGAAGUGUCUUCUUCAGUGCGAGAAGAGAUAUGGACGAAUUCAGUGUAUUAUCCAAAAAGGUUCUCGAUGCGUUGGUAGCAACACCGAUGCAGACAAGGACAAGCCCCACUUCGCCAGCGCUUAA